CCACUGCUGGAAGCCGGCCGGAAAGAUGGCGGGCCUGCGUAGAAAAGGCGCGACUAGCCGCGAGUGACGUCAGAAUCACGCGUCAAGCAGUCAGGACAAGAAGUCUUUCCAAGCUGCUACAUCCAGCAAAUAUUGGUGUUUUCAUCCUAUCGCGAAUAUACUCUGUUGUUAGUUCCUAUGGUCAAAGAGAAAACGGCCCCAAAUCACUUUUUUGGAAGUAGGGGAGGCCCAGAGUAUUAUAUUCUCUGAGGAGCCUGGCUGCUACACUUGGAAAAGCCCUGGUUUAGAUGAUGGCCACGCCGAGCAAGACGCCCCCCGGAGCCGAUCCCAAGCAGUUGGAGCGGACCGGUACUGUGAGGGAGAUUGGGUCACAGGCGGUGUGGUCGCUGUCCUCCUGCAAGCCCAGCUUUGGCGUGGACCAGCUGAGGGAUGACAACCUGGAGACAUACUGGCAGUCGGACGGGUCCCAGCCUCACUUGGUGAACAUCCAGUUUAGGAGGAGGACAAAGGUGAAGAUGUUGUGUAUUUACGCUGACUACAAAUCGGAUGAGAGCUACACACCUAGUAAGAUCUCCGUCAGAGUUGGCAACAACUUCCACAACCUUCAAGAAGUCAGGCAGCUGGAGAUGGUGGAGCCCAGCGGAUGGAUUCACAUCUCACUCCUCAACCAGCAGACAAACGAGCCCAUCAGCACCUUUAUGAUCCAGAUCGCAGUGUUGGCAAACCACCAGAAUGGCAGAGACACGCACAUGCGGCAGAUCAAAGUCUACACACCGGUGGAGGAGAGCUCCAUUGGCAUGUUCCCACGAUGCACCACGGUGGACUUCAUGAUGUACCGCACCAUCAGGUGAUCUGCACCACCAGCCGUGUGCACCGCCAUUGUAUUGUGUCAACAUUGCGAGUGUUUUUUUUUUUUUUCCAUAUUGGACUGACAAGUGUUGGGGUCAUGUGACGCCACCUGAACCACUGCUGUGCCUCCUCCCGUUGCAGAUGUCAGAGUUUACAUUGUAUUAAACUUGUUUCAUACACUGA
Molecule: messenger RNA, 1032 nt
Organism: Dunckerocampus dactyliophorus (ringed pipefish)
Lineage: Eukaryota; Metazoa; Chordata; Actinopteri; Syngnathiformes; Syngnathidae
Gene: anapc10
Product: anaphase promoting complex subunit 10
Exons: 6
Coding region: 288-851 (187 amino acids)
Biological process (GO): anaphase-promoting complex-dependent catabolic process; protein K11-linked ubiquitination
Cellular component (GO): anaphase-promoting complex
Source: RefSeq, a predicted model, not a curated record